GAUUCUUCCCAGUGAGGAGCAGCCCUCCAACUGUAUUCAGUCGCUGUUGUGGCUGUGAGGAAGAGCAGUCAUAUCGUUUGUUAGGUUGUCCGUGAUUCAGCCAGAGGCAUAUCGGGAGUGUUUUAAAAAGACCGACUAACUGAAAACAACCAGAGAAGGUGUCUGGAAGCCAAACAUUUGAUCCUGCAGCAGAAAGAAGAACUCGUUUAUUCAGAAAAAGGAUGUAUAAAUCUUCUUUGGCGUACUGCCUCGUUGACUGACAUCUGUAGCGGUGCUGAGGAAACAGCAGGAGGAAAGCGCCAACAACUUGAGCCGUGGACGGACUGUGGUGAGGGAGGACAAGAUGUUGAGUCAGUUAUUCAUCUCGUGGUGAAAGGAUUAGAGGCAGGUUGUAACCAUGCGCUGUCUGGCUGCACGUGUGAACUACAAGACCCUCAUUGUUAUCUGCGCCCUCUUCACACUUAUCACCGUGCUGCUGUGGAACCGCUGCACCAGUGACACCUCCAUCCGCCUCCUGCCACGGGCCCCCUUUGUGGCCCCAAGUCCUAAGAUUGGGGACGCUAGUAUCAGCAGCCAGCAGCAACCUCCUCAACCUCCAGAGCCCCCGCCUGUAGUCGGAGUCGUCGGUGGGAUCAAGUAUGAAGAAGUCGACUGUCUGAUCAACGAUGAAUCCACUAUUAAAGGCAGGAGAGAAGGAGGGGAGGUCUUCCUGCCCUUCAGCUGGAUGGAAAAGUACUUUGAGGUUUAUGGCAAAAUAGUGCAGUAUGACGGAUAUGAUCGCUUUGAGUUCCAACACAGUUACUCAAAGGUUUAUGCCCAGCGUGAGCCCUACCAUCCUGAUGGAGUCUUCAUGUCCUUUGAGGGGUACAAUGUGGAGGUCCGUGACCGUGUCAAGUGUAUCAGUGGAGUGGAAGGUGUGCCCCUCUCCACCCAAUGGGGCCCUCAGGGCUACUUCUACGCCAUCCAGAUUGCCCAGUAUGGUCUGAGCCAUUACAGCAAGAACCUGACUGAGCGCACUCCCCAUGUGGAGGUUUAUGACACGGCCGAGGAGCGGGACAGCAGGGCCAGCACAGCGCCUUGGAGUGUGCCGAAAGGCUGCAGCCUCAGCCGUGUCCAUGACAAGACCAGAUCUACCUCUGUGCGUCAGUUCAGUGCUCCAGAGUCCUCAGAGGGAGUGUCCCUCCAGCUGGGCAACCCUAGAGACUUCAUCCUCAGCUUGGACAUCAAGUUCACCUCCAACGGCAGCGUGUCUGUGGUUCUCGAGACUACCGAGAAGGGCCCGCCCUUCACCAUCCACUAUGUAACCAGCACGCAGCUCAUCGCCUUCAAAGACCGCGAUGUCACCUACGGUGUUGGGCCUCGAAGCUCCUGGAGCACGUUGACCCGAGACCUGCUGACCGACCUCAGGAAGGGAGUGGGUCUGUCGAACACGAAAGCCGUAAAAGCAACAAAGAUCAUGCCCAGGCGGGUUGUGCGGGUGGUCCUUCACGGACGUGGCUUUGUCGAUAAUGUCACCAUCUCUACCACCUCCCACAUGGCGGCCUUCUUCGCAGCCAGCGACUGGCUGCUGAGGAAUCAGGAUGAACGGGGCGGGUGGCCCAUCAUGGUCACUCGUAAACUGGGAGAGGGCUUCCGGCCUCUGGAACCUGGUUGGUACUCAGCGAUGGCUCAGGGCCAGGCCAUGUCCACCCUGGUGAGAGCGUACCUCCUCACCAAGAACCAGGCUUACCUCAACGCUGCCAUCAAGGCAGUGGGACCAUACAAGGUGCCUUCAGCGCAGCACGGCGUCAAGGCAGUGUUUAUGAACAAGUACGACUGGUACGAAGAGUACCCCACCACGCCCAGCUCGUUUGUCCUCAACGGUUUCAUCUACUCCCUGCUGGGACUCUUCGACGUGGCUGAGACAGCCGGGGAGAAGCUGGGCAGAGAGGCAGGGCAGCUGUUCAGCCGCGGCAUGGAGUCGCUGAAGGCCAUGCUGCCUCUCUUUGACACUGGGUCAGGGAGCAUCUAUGACCUGCGUCACUUCAUGUUGGGCACUGCGCCUAACCUGGCUCGCUGGGACUAUCACACUACGCACAUCAACCAGCUGCAGCUGCUGGCAUCUAUAGACAACGCCCCCAUCUUCAAGGAUGUGAUCAGGCGCUGGAAAAACUACUUAAGAGGGAUUCGUGCCAAGCACAACUAGACAGUAACAUCACAGACUUGCGUUCAGAGGAAGAGCGGUGGAUUGGGUGUCUGAAAGCUAAUGAGAUGAAUGAUUGUGUGAAUAACUGAGUCUGACUUCUGGGAGAGAAGUUACAGCUCUAAAUACUGAGACCUAGUGACUGUUGCAGCUUAUAGUUUCAGCACCAUCUACAGUAGCUCGUGUCCCCGGAGCUAGUGUUUGUAAUUGUGCACAGACCUAGUUUCAGAGUGAAUGAGUGGAUGAAUGAGUGUUCUGUUAAAAUAAACAAAACUAAAAAAAAUGUAAGUUCGGACACCGUGACAUCAUUUAAGUCAUCUUUUCAGUUUCCUUUUCAUUUCAUAUCAAAUUUGCAAAGUUUAGCAAAACAAGCUGUGAAUAACAGAGUAUGACUGUUUAAAGGAGGAUGUUGCCAAAAAAUGUAAAGAUAUACGGUGAUUAAACACUUUGAGUUGUAUUUCUCCAGAAGCAGAGGAGUCCGAUGCUCUGUGUUUUGCACAUCAAAUUCUUUUGGAACCACUUUUCGCAACAAUGAAAAAAAUCAUUAGUUUAUCUUCUUUUUCAAAAUUUUUAAAUCAGAAUAUUAAAAACUGGAUUUGAUGUCUGAUGAGCUGUUAGGAUUCAGUCCUGAAUAAAAACAAUCAGACGUUCCUGUUUACGUCUUUAAUCCCUAAUUAAUGAUUGGUGAUGAUUAUCUGUGGGCUCAGAAGCUUCUGCUAUAAUGCUGCUCUAAGCUGUUUAGGUUUUUUUGCUCAUGGGUUUUGAAGGAUACAGAAAAUAAUGACAGAAUGCAUCCGUUUUAUUUCAGCGCAGUAAAGAAAGUGUCCCAUUAGAAGUUCAGCUGGAUCAGUGGACCAUCCGUUAGAGGCUCAUCGCAAAUCAGAGAAAGUUUGCUAAAAGUAAAAUUCACAUGUUCUCUUUUUGUAAAAGACUCAGGAAAAAAAUGUACCUUUGUGUUUAUAGGUGUGUUGGCGGCGUUUACACCUCAAACACAAGACUGCAGGUGUGAGGGAGUCACUUAUUACCAUAACUCAUUUUAGCUUUAUUUGUAUUUUUUAUUAAUCACUUAUCAUAUUAAAAUCUAGAAAUAAAUCCCAUGAAUCACUAUUUUAAAUCACCAUUUUUCCAACAUCUGUUUUUUUGUUCUUGGAAACUCCCUCUCUUCUGUAGCUAGAAUGAUUGUUACCAGACACAAGUGUAGGUGGUGUGAUGAGGUGGAUGGACUUGGGCAGCUUAAGCACAGCUGCGUCUCGUCUUGCUAGUGAUCAGGUGAGGCCAAGACAGCAGCUGGAUGUGGAUUCUUCAGCUAGGAGGCUCCAGGUUCCCACUGGCCCUUCCCUGCCACGGCAGUGUGAACUCGACCAUUUGAAUCUGACCGCCGAGUGUUUAGAGCGACGCUCAUGCCUCACCCGACUAAUAGGGUGAAGAGGCUUCACUAGUCAUGGAUGAGUCAGCACUUUUUAUAAACAGAUGAGCCCUCAGCAUCAAUGAGUCUCCCAUGCAUCUGGUUUAUGGAUUAAUGGGAGGUAGAAGAUCCAGAAUGACUCAUUUUUCUGAGGGUGUUGAUGGGGAUUUUCAUAUCUGAUGUAAUUUUAGAGACCAAAUUAUAUUCCCACGCUGUCGGCUUUAGGAUGUGAGCAAAACUGAUUUGAUCAGAGAAGAGCAUAAUUUAUUUUGAUGUAUUGAUCAAAGCUGAAUCAUAAUAAGACAUCCGACUGAUUGAGAUUCCUUCGUCUGACUAAAUCUGAAACUGAAGAGCUUCUGUUGGGUUGCAUCAUCAGAAGUCUGGAUAUUAGGGUAAAGUAGAUGUAAAUGAAUUGUAACAAAGUACUUUGUUCACACGCAGUUCAGAUUGUUUAAAAACUAACAGCAAUCCUUCAAUUAGGCUUUCUGUAGUUUUCACACAUGAAUUUAUCCCAGGAUUAUAGGAGCUGAUCCACAUUUUGUUUUUCCAGACAAUAAUUUGCUUAAUCUGUCAUUUUUCUUUUUGAAUAACUGAGCAUUCAGGAACAGAAGUGUUGUGUGUGAAUAACAAGUUUCAUGUUGUUUAUACCAAAGUCAUAUAUUCAAUUACAAACAUGUAUAUUUUUGUGCAAACAGACUUCCAUUUAGUAUUUGGUGAUGUUGAAUCUCCUCGGAGAUGUCACAGAGAUACUGCCUUUUGAGACAUGCUAGUUUUCCAAGUGUAGAGUGUGUAGAUUAUUGCAAAAAAAAAAAAUAGAAAUUUAAAUUGGUAAAAGUUGUUGAUUUUGAAGGGGGGUCGUGCAAGUAGAGGUCAGCGUUUGGUCGGCUUCCGUUUUAAAGAAAACCGAGCCAGCAGCUGCAGGUUCUCCUCAGAAGUGUUGCCCUUUGUUGUUGAAGAGUGUUGGAUUCAUUUACAGCAGAUUUAGUUUCACUUGGUUAAUAAAAGCACAACAGCAGUUUAUUGUUGCAUCGUUUUCUUGUAUUUACUCCUUUUUUCUUUUGUCCAACAGCUUCAUUAAGCUGCUAUUGUUGUUCACUGUGCAUUGGGGUCUACACUUACAGUAUAUAUUUUAAUAUUUGAUUAAAGAAAACAAGAACUCUUCAACAAAUGGCCCCAGAGGUCAGAGUGAUUUAUGCAAUAAGAUGUUUUCUGGGAUUCUUGGCUGCACCGUGGACCCAGGUUGGUUAUACAGACUUUGCAGUCGAAGCACAAUGUGCAUACCUUACCAUUUUCUAGUCUGAGUAAGAGAAGUGUUUAUAUAGAGUCAAUCUUUGUGCUUUAAAUUUGCUUUUUAAGAUGUAAAAAAGUAAAUAAAAGCAUUUUUCUUAAAGA
Molecule: messenger RNA, 4979 nt
Organism: Nothobranchius furzeri (turquoise killifish)
Lineage: Eukaryota; Metazoa; Chordata; Actinopteri; Cyprinodontiformes; Nothobranchiidae
Gene: glceb
Product: glucuronic acid epimerase b
Biological process (GO): heparan sulfate proteoglycan biosynthetic process
Cellular component (GO): Golgi apparatus
Molecular function (GO): heparosan-N-sulfate-glucuronate 5-epimerase activity
Source: RefSeq, a predicted model, not a curated record